Chanos chanos (milkfish) is the source of this 426-nucleotide messenger RNA. It is a transcript of the gene lhb, whose product is annotated as luteinizing hormone subunit beta. Gene Ontology annotation, molecular function: hormone activity. Gene Ontology annotation, cellular component: extracellular region; cytoplasm. The transcript is spliced from 2 exons. Lineage: Eukaryota; Metazoa; Chordata; Actinopteri; Gonorynchiformes; Chanidae. The record is from RefSeq and is a predicted model, not a curated record. Gene Ontology annotation, biological process: G protein-coupled receptor signaling pathway. Bases 1 to 426 code for a protein of 141 amino acids.
AUGUCAGCUGUUUCCGUCUGUGUGUUUCUCCUCUCCCUGAGCCUGUCCCACCUGCUCAGCUCAGGGGCGGUGUCUGCUCUGCAGCCCUGUGAGCCCGUUAAUGAGACUGUGUCCGUGGAGAAAGAGGGCUGCCCUAAAUGUCUCGUGUUCCAAACAUCCAUCUGCAGUGGCCACUGCCUGACUAAGGAGCCUGUGUAUAAAAGCCCAUUCUCCACCGUUUACCAGCAUGUGUGUACGUAUCGGGACGUCCGAUACGAGACCCUUCGCCUGCCUGACUGCCCCCCCGGGGUGGAUCCUCAUGUGACCUUCCCUGUUGCCCUGAGCUGUGACUGCAGCUUAUGCACCAUGGACACAUCUGACUGCACCAUCGAGAGCCUAAAGCCAGACUUCUGCAUCUCUCAGAGAGCUCUCCUCCAUGACUCCUGA